Molecule: messenger RNA, 3924 nt
Organism: Hemiscyllium ocellatum (epaulette shark)
Lineage: Eukaryota; Metazoa; Chordata; Chondrichthyes; Orectolobiformes; Hemiscylliidae
Product: G-protein coupled receptor 161-like
Exons: 4
Coding region: 1571-2929 (452 amino acids)
Biological process (GO): G protein-coupled receptor signaling pathway
Cellular component (GO): membrane
Molecular function (GO): G protein-coupled receptor activity
Source: RefSeq, a predicted model, not a curated record
CCUGACAGCCACUUUCUCCAGUGGCCUGAUCAGAGCCAGGAGUGAGAGCUGACUUUAUUUUGAACCCCUUCCUUCUGCAGGGAAGGAGAACUUUGAGACUUGGCACUUGCUGAGCUGAUGUCAGCUCACUUCCUCCGUCCGGAACAGAAAGCGUGUCUUUUCAUAUCAACAAGCAGCGGCCUGCCUCUCACCGACUGCAAACCGACACUGGAAUAGGAAAACUAUUCCUGAAUAAAAUACCCAUUUCACAGGCUCAGUGUGUUCACCAGAUGCCUUCACUUUACAUAGUGACAGAUUCUCUCUCUCCAAGCUGCUUUUUAACAGCAAACCGAGGGUGAAGUGGGAUUGUCCAAAGCUAGCUUGAUAAAGGAGCCAUGGGACAGAGACAGGAAACUCGCCACUUCCUUCAGUGGGAGCGGUGGAGUUUAACUCAGCCUCAGUGAAACAGACGCCUGCAUCUUCAAACAGAAUGUCUGCACUUUGAGGAAGACGACAGAGGCAGAGGUGAGAGUCCCAGAGAGAAACCCGAGGCGAAACGUGGAGCAGAGAUUCCUCUAAAACCCAAGUGAAGGUGAACUUUGUGUUUCUGACGGUGUGGGAGAUCUCAGUUGUUGUGAAGUGGAGUCAGUGACGUUGAGCUGGAGCCAAUUGUCUCCCAAGGCUGGUCAUCGGCUGCUGGAACUAAGCUGCAGGAUCAGCGGGACCAUCUGACUGGUGACCAGUGACUGGUGACUGGGACCUGGUGCCUGCAGGGGUGGGAGGAAUCCCUUCAAGAACUGCAUCGUUCACUGAGUGAGGUUCGGAAGGAAAAGGAGAGACUGGGCUCAGCGUUUCUCACCAGCUGCCCCACAGACUUUCAUAGCCAAUGAAGCGUAAUCACUGUCAUAAUGAAGGAAAUAGAGCACAGCAAGAUCCCACUAACAGCAAUGAGAUAAUGACCAGAAAAUCGUUUCCUUCGGUGUGACGUUAACCGAGAGAUCAAUAUUGGCCGGGACAGCGGGCAGAGAUUCCCUGCUCCUCUUUCAGAUGAUGCCGUGUUACCCUUUGCUACCCAUAAGAGCUGAGCAGUUAGUUAGAGUCUUGGCUUAACCUCAUGUCCACAGGGCAGCCCCUCUGAUAAUGCAGCACUCCCUCAGAGCUGCCCUGCAUUCUGAACUUUCACUGCAGCUCCCUGUCAGGCAGUAAACCUCCCAGAAUGCUGAACUUCCUGGCCACUUGGCUGACCUUUGUGAGCUGUGCUCUGAAUCCCGUCCUCUACGCUCUAAUCUCUAUUAAUGCCCCAGCUUUAAUCUCUAUGUUCAGACCCUGAUAUGGUAUUUGAAUCUGGAAUGUCGUGAUUCUGAGGGAGGUUUGUGGGCAGUAAGCUUUUCUGUCUCCAUCCUACAGUUAGUUAUUUGCACAAGGUUACAGCUGACCACUCAUUCCACUGGGAAAGGAUGAAGGUAACUCCAACAGAAUGACUGUGUGUUACUCUAUCUGCAAGUGAAGCUGACGAUUAUGACUUGAGCCCCCAAGGUUACUGGGAAUCAGGGAGCUGACUGAAUUCAUGAAAGUGUUAGUUUUGAAUUGAAUGCUCCCAGUGACAUUAAAGAUGAGCAAUCUUCACAGUGGGAUCCCAUCAGGGUUUGGAUCCAAUAGCAGUGGACAACCUCGACCAUUAUUGGCAGAAACCGCUACCCAGGCAAUUCUCUAUCUACUCAUCCUAAUCAUUGGCCUUCCGCUGAACACCCUGGUCCUGCUGUUGGUCUACAAGUGUCGAGCGUUGAGGAGCAUCACCAAUGCAUUUGUGGCCUCCCUGGCCCUGGCUGAUUUUCUGAUCACUCUUUUGGGCCUGCCUGUCAUUGUCAUAGCAACCAUUGCCCAGAGUUGGCCCUUUGGUGGGACAUUUUGCCAAAUCUCGGGCUUCCUAACCUUCUCACUGAGGAACGUCUCCAUCCUGUCGGUGGCUGGCAUUGCAGUGGACAGAUAUUACGUCAUUGCGAGGCCCUUCAUCCUCACCGUAACCCGGGACAGAGCUCUCAAGAUGAUUGUCUUCCUGUGGUGGAGUGGGCUGCUCGGUGGAAUCCCACCACUCUUUGGUCUUGGGCUCUAUAAGUUUUCUCCCACCAGGUGUUUGUGUGACUUCAGUUGGCCUGAUGGAGGAUCCAGUCUGGCGUAUGGGAUCUACCUCUUCAUUUGGAUCUACCUGACCUCUUUGCUAAUACUCACCAUCUCCUAUUACUUAAUCUACCAGGUCACCCGUGACCACAUGAAGUAUAAAGCCCAGCGUCUCGCCAGCAGCCUGUCCCCUGGGUCAGGAGAUGGCUCCAUUCCCAGUGAACUGAAGUCUUUCAGGCUGUUGCAGGCAAGUCUUUCAAGGAAGUGGGCGAGCUUCAUGUCUUCCAGUUCGACGUUUAAUCUGAACACCAGCAGCCCUUCUGGCGUAGCGAUGGAGUCCAAGACAGCGAAAACCAUAGUAGCUGUGAUAACAACCUGCCUGGUGACCUGGCUUCCCUACUUCAUUCUGAACUUUCACUGCAGCUCCCUGUCAGACAGUAAACCUCCCAGAAUGCUAGACUUCCUGGCCACUUGGCUGACCUUUGUGAACUGUGCUCUGAAUCCCGUCCUCUACGCUCUCCUGAACCGCCAGUUCAGGCACUGUCUCAGGGAGAACAUGCGGCUCUGGUUUCGACUCUCCGCUCAACAAGCUUCGGGAGAUGCCUCAAGGCUGGCUGGCACCACCCACAACGGGGGCAUCGCCAGAAGCCAGGCUGACGUUGGCGAUGGCUCAGCCCCUUUCUCCACUCGGCGAGAUUUGUCAAGGCCAGCGUCCCGAGCGUUCCCUGUGGAUUCCUCACUCUUCAGGAAUCCUCUGGUGAGGCCACGAUCAGCAUCCUUCCAGCAGAGAACAGUUCCUACUCAGAGACAUCACAGUCACGCAGCACUGUGAGGCUGAGUCUAAUACUAACCUGACCCUGCAAAUGGUCACUGAGCCUUGGCAAUGGACUGGAAUCCCUGGAAAUGGCCCAGUGAGCCUUGGCAAUGGACUGGAAUCCCUGGGAAUGGCCAGUGAGCCUUGGCAAUGGACUGGAAUCCCUGGGAAUGGUCAUUGAGCCUUGGCAAUGGACUGGAAUCCCUGGGAAUGGACAGUGAACCUUGGCAAUGGACUGGAAUCCCUGGGAAUGGUCACUAAGCCUUGGCAAUGGACUGGAAUCCCUGGGAAUGGACAGUGAGCCCUGGCAACAGAAUGGAAUCCCUGGCAAUGGUCACUCAGCGUUCACAAUGAUCAGUGACUUCUCUCCCCAGUGGCAAAUGUCACUGACCGAUGGCCAGUGACUCUCCAGUAAUGGGCAUUGAUCACUAACAAUGAGCAUUAAUCACCAGUAAUGAGCACUGACUAUCAAUAAUGGGCAUUGAUUGCCAACAAUGGGCAUUAAUAUCCAACAAUGGGUAUUGAUCAUCAAUAAUGGGCAUUGCUCAUUAAUAAUGGGCAUUGAUCACCAGCAAUACACCAACCAGCAAUUGGUUUUCUGAUAUUGAAACACUGGGAUCAUUUUAAUUGACAGUUAACAGGAGAUUAUCUGCAUGUGAAAAUACAACAAGACCUCACCGACCAGGACAUGUCCAAGUCAGAAAGGGAAUGGCCUAGAAUUCCAACAGAUUGUUCACUGCUGUAUCUGAACUGUUUCCCAGUGGCUGCCAGUUAAGACAUUAUUUCUAAUCUGAUAGUUCAAUCCUCCUGAAAGAAAAAUGUUGGCAGCACAAGGCUUGGUUCAACAGAUCGACCUGACAGACAUGAGACCCAAUAUCAGGGAUUCGUGGACAUUAACUGCAAAAGAAAUAUCCGCUCUGGUCAAAGCAUGUGAAUUAUCAAAUGAAAAUGCUCAGCCUAUAACAACCAAUUGUUGGCAAAUUAAACUUUGACACUUCCUAAUUUACCAAAAA